Melanaphis sacchari is the source of this 2417-nucleotide messenger RNA. RefSeq names its product glutathione hydrolase 1 proenzyme-like. The record is from RefSeq and is a predicted model, not a curated record. Gene Ontology annotation, cellular component: plasma membrane. The transcript is spliced from 11 exons. Gene Ontology annotation, biological process: glutathione catabolic process. Lineage: Eukaryota; Metazoa; Arthropoda; Insecta; Hemiptera; Aphididae. Gene Ontology annotation, molecular function: glutathione gamma-glutamate hydrolase. Bases 326 to 2170 code for a protein of 614 amino acids.
CAUUUGACAUUACUGUACACACUACAGUUGCAUUACACUGACAUAGUGACAUGCAUUAAAUUCACUUAAUUAUUGUCAGUUACUGUUGCUAACUACUUAGUUAUAAAUUGUAAUAUUUUAUAGACGAAUAACGUGGUUUAUCUUUAAUAGUAUACAUUGUCCAUGUUAAAAUCGUGAUUCGUGAUAGAUUUAAAAUAUAAUUUAAUGGUCUAUCUCCAUUGUUGUUAGGAUUAAUUUAAAUUUUAUUUGAUUGCCAUGAGAGAACUAAUCGACUAUGACAAUAUUCAGAUUAGUUAACCUAGUUUUUAACUUAUUUACUUGACUAAUGAAUAUGGAACAAACUAUUCAGCUAUCCAAGAAACAGAUUAUUCAUCGAUUUAUCAAGGCAAACAGAAAAAGGAUUGACAAUAUGAUCUUCAGAUUACAAUCGAAACGUUACCUAAUAGGAUUGGCGGUAUUAGGCCCCGUAGUAUUGUUUUUUUUAAUAUUCUUAUCAUACCAUAUUAUCCACAACGACAACAGUAUUCCUGACCCAGAAUUUCCGAUUCCACCGUCGAGUAUGCCGAUGGGCUUAUAUGGCAAAAUUGGUGUUGUAUCCAACGGCGGACCGUGUGCACAAAUCGGAGUAGAUGUAAUGACGAGAGGUGGAAAUGCUGUUGAUGCAGCAAUAGCUACAAUGUUAUGCGACGGUGCCCUGUGUCCUGAGUACAUGGGUAUUGGUGGAGGAUUUAUAAUGAGUAUCUAUAACGCGACAACCAAAAAAGUGAUGACGAUCGAUGCUCGUGAAACAGCUCCUGCUGCAGCGACUACCUCAAUGUUUGUAGAAGAUCCUCAGAAAUCUAUUUACGGAGGAAUGGCGGUUGCAGUCCCAGGAGAACUCAAAGGUUAUUCGACAAUUUAUGAUUUAUAUGGUCGUGGCGUUUCAUGGAAAUCAUUAUUUGAACCAACCAUAAAAUUAUGUGAAGAAGGUAUGACAAUCAGUAAACGUCUAGCAAAAAAUUUGUAUAAUCAUGAAGAAUUGAUAAAAAAUGAUUUGCUACUCAGAGAAGCUUUUUUUGAUGAAAAAACUGGACACGUUAAAACAGCUGGGGAACAAUAUAAACUACCAAAGUUAGCAGAAACAAUGAAAAUUAUUGCAAAAGAUGGUGUAAAUGCCAUAUACAAUGGUUCAUUAACACCUAAAUUAUUGGAAGAUUUAAAAGAAAUGAAUGGAAUAAUCACAAAAGAAGAUUUAGCAAAUUAUACAGUUAAUAUCAAAGAAUCUUUUCUUGUAAACUUAAAAAGUGGACAUACAAUACACGUGGGUCCACCACCUAGCUCUGGCAUCAUACUGGCUUAUAUACUCAGAAUAUUGGAUGGAAUAUUACCAUCACCUGAUACACGAUUAGACGCUCAUCGAUUUGUGGAAGCGUUCAAAUUUGGGUUUGGGGAAAGAACCCAUCUAGGAGAUCAUAAAUUUGUUGAUGUGUCUCGAAUUUACGAUAAAGUAAAAUCAGAUAGUUAUAUCAAUAGUAUUAGAAGUAAAAUCCUUGAUAAUUUCACUUCGUCAGAUCCAAGACACUAUGGUGCUGAUUACGAUAUGCCAGAGAAUCACGGAACUGCUAAUAUUGUGGUAACAGAUUCAUUAGGUAAUGCUGUUGUAGCUACAAGUACAUUGAACACUUACUUUGGUUGUGGUUUUAUGUCUCCUAGUACUGGUAUACUACUAAAUAAUGAAAUGGACGAUUUUUCUACUCCUGGAGUCACUAACUUUUAUGGUAUUCCAUCCUCACCUGCUAAUUUCAUAGAACCAGGCAAGCGACCAUUGUCUUCAAUGUGUCCAACUAUAAUCACUGACAGAAAAGGAGACUUUGUUCUUGGGGUAGGAGCAGCAGGAGGAUCGAAAAUCACUGUUGCUACUGCUUAUGUGUCUGCCCUCAAGUUAUGGUAUAAUAAAACAUUAAAAGAAGUAAUAGACAAACCCAGAAUUUACCACCAACUUAUACCUAUGGAAGUUCAAUAUGAAUACGGAACAACUAAGGAUGUAGUGCAAAAACUUGUGGAUGUUGGCCAUAAUGUUGUUAGGUUAAAGAAUGGAGCAUCAGCAGUUACAGCUAUUGCUAAAAUUUCUUCAGGUAUGUUUGAAGCUAUGCCAGAUUUUAGGCGGCCAGGAAAUUCAUCCGGAUUUUAAAAUGGUUUUAUAUUUUAUGUUGAUUGUAUUUAAAUAUAUUUAUUUUUUUUUUUUUUUUUUUUGUAUAAAAUACCUUGUAUGUUCCUAAAAUAUUAGCUUUUAAAAAAUGUAUUGUGUGAUUAAAAAUAUUUAUUGAUGUAUUUUUUAUUGUGCAACUUAGAUUAAAUUUAAGUUUCACAGUUACACAGUUAUUGUUAACUGAUUAUGAAAUAUUUAUAAAUACAGAAGUGCACAAUUUUUAUGUUUU